AUGUCGAAGCGCUCCUUGUCCGACAAUAGCGAUGGUUCUGAUCAGGACGAUUCGCAUUCGAAUGUCGACGACCGGGAGAUCGCAGCGAAGAAACGCCGACUAGUCGCCUUCGAGACCGUGCGUCUACUUUCUGUCACUGGCGUGAACGAUAUCGACGACAAGAAGGCGAAAGUACAAGCCUACAAGCUUUCGGAAGCUUUGCGACAUAAAAACAAGCAGCUUAAAACGAAAGAGAGAGAGAUAGAGCGGCUUCGGCAGAGGCAGAUCACGGAUGAAAACACCAGUUGUACAAUUAAUCGGCAUUGGAACAAUUUGGAUGAGCAAUUGCGGCUGAUAGCUCUUCGUGGAGCGUCUUCUGAAGAAGUCGAGGAGUUACUGGAGUGCAAUGAUGAAGCUGUGUCGGGCGAUUUUUUAGACGAGAUAGUGCAAAUGGAAGGUGUUCAAGGAGAACAUGUGUAUGACAAGCGUGUUCAACAAAGACCGAAUGCUACGAUUUACACUUUUUUCAGUGUUCGCCUGUUUGAAAAGGUUAUGAUGCAGUUAGCGCGGAAAUCUGAUCAUUACCGAGCUUUCAGUAAAAAAUUGAUUAGUAUAUUUGACGCCUCAACGUUGUCGAGUGAGGAUAGGGAUGAAGCUUUACAUGGUGUUGUUGCCGAGAAUGAGAGACUAGCUGAGGAAACCAGUCGUCUGCAAAGAGAAACGAACCGUGCACAACAAAAAUAUGCUCGAUCUAGCUUGAAGUUGAAAGAGUGUGAGGACCAAAUAGCGCAACUGACAACACGUAAUGAAGAAUUGGCACGAGAACUUGAAGAAGCGAAGUUUGAUCUUGACAAGGCACAACGGCAAGUAAACAAACUCGACUACAAGUUGUACACUCUCGUCAAGGAUAAUUCCGCUAACUGUGAGAUACGACCAACUAGAUUGCUUAAUGGUCUAUCAAACGGUGGAGGCAUGAGCGACUCACAGCUCGACGAGUUGCGUGCAGAGAGCGAGUUGAAUGCUGAGUUGGCUGGUAAACGUCUGCAGGAGAUUCACGAGCUGAAUGAACGAAUACAAAAAUUUGUUGAAGAUACUGUUCGAAUGGAAUACAGUAUUUUGUUCAGUCGGCGUAUAGUUCCUCAGCUCAAAUUAUGCAAAGUACAGAAUACCAAAAUUUGGUCGUCUUCUAUUCAGUCGUUAUCGAUGAAUGCCGAAGGCUUAGGCAAGUUCAACAACUCUUUUGUUAAGCUGAAAAGCGACUACGAAGCUGUCACCGAGGAGCGUGAUCUUUUGAGGCAGGAAAUGCUGCAGAAGGUUGAAGAUAUGAAAGCAGAUGAACAUCAGUCUAUGCGGAAGAUGCGGUCUUUGUGUGAGCAGAUAACUCGGGACUUGAAUCAGAUGAAAACAGAGUCUGAUAUGUUACGAAUGGAGUUCGAGCAAUCACUGGCAGCGCACAGUAAGCAAGACGCAAAGCAGCAAGACAUAAAGGUGUUGUUUGGUACGCUAAAAACACAGAACUAUCAGCUUAAUUCCGACGUUGCAAAGUACCGGAAGAAGUGGAAAGAAGGAGUUAACACCAAUUACAAGAUACAAACUGAGCUGGAUAGUGAACGACGACGACUAGAACGAUGCCUAGUUAUUGAAAUGGAUGACGAGGAUUCGAAUGAGCUUGCUAGUCCAGAUCAAUCGCGCGAUGAUUUCGAUGUUCCUGAUGACAUCAACGGAGAAAGGCAUCUUUCAUUUAAUCUUGCUUUACGAUUUAUUAUUCAAACGUUUUUCGCUUCGAAAAUUUGGACAAUUUUGUCAGUAAUGGAGGGCAAUCGAGGUGCUGUUGAAAAGAUCUUCUAUGACUUUAUUGCAUUCACUAUGGAUGCAAAUCGCUUGUUUUCUCAAAAGGAUAGCGAAAUAGAGAGACUAAAACGUGAAGUUGCGAUGCUGAAAGACACAGAAGCUUCACUGAUGCUUGAUCUCGACAACACUGGCUCAGCUCUGGAGGAACUGCAAGAACAAAAUGCAAAACUUAUUUCGUUGCAAAAAGAGAACGACGAAGGACACAUCAAGAUGAUGAAUGAUCGAAUUAUUGCGACGCAGCUACAAGUUAAAAUCAAGGAGGAAAUGGUGGCCCAUUUGGAAUCACAAGUGAAUAAUUUGACGAGGCAGAUAGCUGCAUUACAAUGUGAGAAAGAGUCUCAAAACGAGGCGCUUAAGCUUGCUCUUGAGACAAUUGGAGUGAAAACCAAGGAGAAUGUGCGUCAAAACCGAAUUAUCGAGACUUUGCGUAAGCAGCUAACCGAACAAUCGCUAAACACUGCUGAUCUGACGACAAGAAGUGAGAAAAUUGGCGCGCAAUUAAGAGAUAUCCAGGAGGUGGUGGCGUCAAAGACGUUGCAAUUGGAGGUGAUAGAUCAACGUAAGCGUCGGUUGGAAGAGGAAAACUCGACACUUCGGAAACGUCUUGAACGAGCCAAGAAAAGUGAAAAGUUGGGUAGUACGGAUGCUGUACUUAUGGAGGAGAUUCGAGAACUCAAAACUAAAAACAUAAUGGAUGAGAUACUUAGAUUCAGUCGUAUACCUUUGGGAACGUGUUGUUGUUGGCAGGUCUCAAUUGUUAGAAUCGCGUUCAAUGAAUAA
Molecule: messenger RNA, 2610 nt
Organism: Angiostrongylus costaricensis
Lineage: Eukaryota; Metazoa; Nematoda; Chromadorea; Rhabditida; Metastrongylidae
Source: the annotation of a GenBank genome assembly